AGGAGACCUUGGAGAGUUCUUAUGUUUGGUCCUCCUGGCACAGGAAAAACUCUUGGCCAAAGCUGUUGCUACAGAGUGUGGGACAACAUUUCUGAGUGUUACUUGUUCUUCGUUGUAUGCAAAAUGGUACGGUGAGAGUGAACGAUAGGUACGGUGCUUGUUUGACCUUGCCCGUGCUCGGGCUCCAAGUACAAUUUUCAUUGAUGAAAUUGAUUCUCUCUGCAAUGCCAGAGGGUAAGUAAUCUGUUACUUUCUAAAGUGAUUACAUAUAUACGUGACAACUGAGGAUAUUUUUCAUUUUCAUCCUGUUGUGUAAGGUUUGUUUUCAUCACUAUAUGUGCUAAAGCUUCUAGGCGUAGAUAUAUGUUACGGGUCUACACGUCCUAGUAACUAAACUUCAAUCAUCUAUUAGAACUUGAUUGGAGAUGAACCGUAUAUUAGUUUCAUGACGUUCUUGCCUUUUACAGAGUAAAUAAGUGAUGUGUCUCUACUAGUUCAAAGCUUUACAUAGGAGCUUCAGAGAGCAGAGAAGGUUAAAAAUUAAUUUGAAACCUUAGAAGAAUACCUAGUAGGAAGAAAAUUAGAGGCUGUAUGUUUUUAUCAAAACUGAAUCAUACUUUAGUUUCAUUUGAGCAGCUUAGUCUGCACUGAUGAACUGAUAAUGACAUCCAUACAUACUGGCAUGUAUAUGUUUUUCGACUUCCAAUUAACGCGUCUGAGCAGUGCAAUUGGAGGUCGCAGUGACUUUAAACUGAUAUAUGUUAAGAUCAUAUCUAUAGCAUGUUAGUAAUUAUCUUAUCAGGUCACAUAUUAAUGUUUCAUCAACUCUGAACCUUCUUCUUAGGGAUUCUGGAGCGCAUGACGCGUCCCAAAGAAUGAAGUCUGAACUUCUAGUUCAGAUCGAUGGGUUAAACAACUCCACUAAUAACACUGCAGGCAAAUCAGUGACAGUUUUGGCAGCAACAAAUUUCCCCUGGGAUCUUGAUGAGGCACAAAGGAGGCGGCUAGAAAAGAGGAUUUACAUCCCGCUUCUUGAUUUUAAGAGCCGAAAGGAGGUUAUAAGGAUAAACUUAAAAUCAAUCACGUUAGCUCCUGACCUGGAUAUUGACCAAUUGGCACAAAGAACAGAAGGUUAUAGUGGAGACGAUCUAACAAAUAUCUGUAGAGAUGGUUCUUUAAAUGGCAUGAGAUGUAGGAUAUCAGGGAAAAAUCCAGAUGAGAUUAAGAACAUGUCCGAGGCUGAGAUUUUGAAAAUUCCAGUUACGAUGGAUGACUUCGUAGAAGCUUUAAAGAAGAUACAACCCACAGUUUCUGCAGGGGACAUUGAACGACAUCAGAAAUGGUUUUCAGAAUUUGGAUCAACAUAGAAAAUCAGCUAACUAACGCUUAAAAAUUGCUAAUGUAGGUUAACUGGUUUUUUGUUUUUGGUCUGAUAUAUACAACUAUGUUUGACAAUGGUCAGAUGCCAGUAUAUAUGCCACAUAUCAUCUGUUCUGUUCUAUCUUU
Solanum tuberosum (potato) is the source of this 1506-nucleotide messenger RNA. RefSeq names its product katanin p60 ATPase-containing subunit A1-like. Lineage: Eukaryota; Viridiplantae; Streptophyta; Magnoliopsida; Solanales; Solanaceae. The coding region runs from base 876 to 1367 and encodes 163 amino acids. The transcript has 3 exons. Gene Ontology annotation, cellular component: microtubule cytoskeleton. Gene Ontology annotation, biological process: microtubule severing. The record is from RefSeq and is a predicted model, not a curated record. Gene Ontology annotation, molecular function: ATP hydrolysis activity; ATP binding.